Messenger RNA from Jaculus jaculus (lesser Egyptian jerboa), 2919 nucleotides. It is a transcript of the gene Cdh22, whose product is annotated as cadherin 22. NCBI's taxonomy places the organism in Eukaryota, Metazoa, Chordata, Mammalia, Rodentia, Dipodidae. Gene Ontology annotation, cellular component: adherens junction; plasma membrane; catenin complex. The record is from RefSeq and is a predicted model, not a curated record. Gene Ontology annotation, biological process: cell morphogenesis; multicellular organism development; homophilic cell-cell adhesion. Gene Ontology annotation, molecular function: calcium ion binding; cadherin binding. Bases 418 to 2919 code for a protein of 833 amino acids. The transcript has 12 exons.
GUGGUCUCCACUCGCCCGCGCCGGGCUCUCGCCGCACGCAGCGUCCCGAGGCGCAGGGACCGGGGUGGGGGAGCCCCGGGCCGCUCCCCGAGGCUUGGAAUGGAGCUGGACAGGCCCUAGGCCUCCAAGGAUCUCAAGGUCUACUCAGCCUCAACCCACGUCGUCUUGGUGCAGGGACCAUGGCAUGCAACGAACUCAGGAGCUGUGGUGACGCUGCCUGGUGACUGGGCCAGGGACUUCAGCAAGGGGGGCGCGGGCGGGGACCGGGCUGUCCAUGCCCCGGUUCGGCCAGCGCCCCCUCCCCGUCCAGCCGGGCUGCCCGGCAGCCUUGUUGAGGCCACCAUGUGACCUGGCGCUGAGUCAUCGUGGGACCAAGCUCCCCUGCCUCCCCCCGGUCCAUGCUCCUGGGGCCGACCCAUGCAGCCAAGCAUGAGGCCCCGGCCGGAAGGUGGGGUGCUCCGGGCAGGAGCCGCCCUGUCACCCACACUGCUGCUGCUGCUGCUGCUGCCGCCACCCGCACCACUGCCGGGCCACCUGUGGGCCGCGGGCACACCUGCACCGUCGUCAUCUUCAUCACCCUCAUUGUCUCAAGACGGCAUUCUGGGCACAGGCCGGGUGAAGAGAGGCUGGGUGUGGAAUCAGUUCUUCGUGGUGGAGGAGUACACGGGCACUGAGCCCCUGUACGUGGGCAAGAUCCACUCGGAUUCCGAUGAGGGCGAUGGGACCAUCAAGUACACCAUCUCAGGUGAGGGCGCUGGGACCAUCUUCCUGAUCGAUGAACUGACAGGUGACAUCCAUGCCAUGGAGCGCCUAGACCGUGAGCAGAAAACCUUCUACACGCUGCGGGCCCAGGCCCGGGAUCGCGCCACCAAUCGCCUGCUGGAGCCUGAGUCGGAAUUCAUCAUCAAGGUGCAGGACAUCAACGACAGUGAGCCGCGCUUCCUGCACGGCCCCUACAUUGGCAGCGUGGCUGAGCUGUCGCCCACAGGCACGUCCGUGAUGCAGGUGAUGGCCUCGGAUGCGGAUGACCCCACGUAUGGCAGCAGCGCCCGACUGGUGUACAGUGUGCUGGACGGCGAGCAUCACUUCACCGUGGACCCCAAGACCGGCGUGAUCCGGACUGCUGUGCCUGACCUGGACCGUGAAAGUCAGGAGCGCUACGAAGUAGUGAUCCAGGCCACAGACAUGGCGGGCCAGCUGGGCGGCCUCUCCGGCUCCACCACCGUCACCAUCGUGGUCACCGAUGUCAAUGACAACCCGCCUCGUUUCCCACAGAAGAUGUACCAGUUCAGUAUCCAGGAGUCGGCACCUGUGGGCACCGCCGUGGGCCGAGUGAAGGCCGAGGACUCGGACGUGGGCGAGAACACUGACAUGACUUACCACCUGAAGCAAGAGAGCGGCAGUGGCGGAGACGCGUUCAAGGUCACCACGGACGGCGACACUCAGGAGGCCAUCAUCGUACUGCAGAAGCGCCUGGACUUCGAGUCCCAACAGGUGCACACGGUGGUGCUGGAGGCCCUAAACAAAUUCGUGGAUCCCCGCUUCGCCGACCUGGGCACGUUCCGCGACCAGGCGAUUGUGCGCGUGGCCGUGACCGACGUGGACGAGCCCCCCGAGUUCCGGCCGCCCUCCGGCCUCCUGGAGGUACAGGAGGACGCGCAGGUGGGCUCCCUGGUCGGCGUGGUGACGGCGCGGGACCCCGACGCCGCCAACCGGCCCGUCCGGUACGCCAUUGACCGCGACUCAGAUUUGGAGCAGAUCUUCGAUAUCGACGCAGACACAGGUGCCAUCGUGACUGGCAAGGGGCUGGACCGCGAGACGGCAGGCUGGCACAACAUCACAGUACUGGCCAUGGAAGCAGACAAUCAUGCUCAGCUAUCGCGGGCCUCCCUAAGGAUCCGAAUCCUGGAUGUGAAUGACAAUCCUCCAGAGCUGGCCACACCCAAUGAAGCAGCUAUAUGUGAAGAUGCCAAGCCUGGCCAGCUUAUCCAGACCAUCAGUGUUGUGGACAGAGAUGAACCCCAAGGAGGCCACCGCUUCUACUUCCGCCUGGUGCCCGAAGCACCUAGCAACCCUCAUUUCUCUCUGCUGGACAUCCAGGACAACACGGCUGCGGUGCACACACAGCACGUGGGCUUCAACCGGCAGGAGCAGGACGUGUUCCUUCUGCCCAUUCUGGUGGUGGACAGUGGACCGCCCACCCUGAGCAGCACGGGCACCCUCACCAUCCGGGUCUGCGGCUGCGACAGCUCCGGCGCCAUCCAGUCCUGCAAUACCACCGCCUUUGUCAUGGCCGCCUCCCUCAGCCCCGGUGCGCUCAUCGCUCUCCUGGUCUGUGUCCUCAUCCUGGUCGUGCUCGUCCUGCUGAUCCUGACCCUCCGACGCCAUCACAAGAGCCAGCUGAGCUCGGACGAGGACGAGGACAUGCGGGACAACGUCAUCAAGUACAACGACGAGGGCGGCGGCGAGCAGGACACGGAGGCCUACGACAUGUCGGCGCUGCGGAGUCUCUACGACUUCGGCGAGCUCAAGGGCGGCGGCGACACGGGCGGCGUUGGCGGCGGGGCUCCGGGCGGGGACGCGGGCAGCCCCCCGCGCGGCCACCUGCCCUCCUCGGAGCGCCACUCGCUGCCGCAGGGGCCCCCCAGCCCCGAGCCGGACUUCUCCAUGUUCAGGGACUUCAUCGGCCGCAAGGUGGCGCUGGCGGACGGGGACCUGUCGGUGCCGCCCUACGACGCCUUCCAGACGUACGCCUUCGAGGGCGCCGCCUCGCCCGCCGCCUCGCUCAGCUCGCUGCACAGCGCCUCGUCGGGCUCCGAGCAGGACUUCGCUUAUCUCAGCAGCUGGGGACCUCGCUUCCGACCCCUGGCCGCGCUCUACGCCGGCCACCGCGGCGACGACGAGCCGCCCGCCUCCUAG